AUGAGUCAACCAGCUCUACACGACGUGUGGUACAGCUCCGACUUGCUUGACUGCUCUACCAAUGCUGCCCACCAAGCGUUUGAGGAGGCGGCCAUACUAUUCGGCUCCGAGUACAGCCAAGACAAGAGCAAGAUCCACGAGGUCCAGAGUGCUCGAUCCAUUCUAGAACUGCAGGAAGCAGCCGAGAAAGCGCAAGCACGGUAUGAAAGGAAAAUAGAAUCGUCCAAAACCAGGAAAUGGCUUGCUCGAGCCGCAAGUCGGGUGAAAUUCUACGGCCAAAUCAUGGAUGUCAUGGCACAGUACCAUCCAGAGUAUGUUGCUCUGGCAUGGGGAGCCAUGAAGUUUCUCUUCACCACUAUUGACGUCCACGAGUCUACAAUUCGAGAAACGGCCAAAGGCAUAUCCCAAAUAGCCGUGAAAUUGCCCCAGAUCGCACUGGCGGGCGAAUUGUACCGCAACAACCUGCUCAUGGUCGAUAAUAUUACAAAACUCUAUGCUUGUGUGAUGAAGUUUCUAAUCAGAGCCAGGCGAUGGUAUGGUGAGAGCCGCAUUCUUCACGCCUGGCAUUCAGUUACACGCCCACCUGAGAUCCGGUAUAAAGAUCUCCUCGAGGACAUCGAGUCCUAUGCAAGCGCCGUGAACCAGCUUGCAGUAUCCAGCUCUCAGGCGGAGCAACGCGACAUGCAUAUCAAGAUGGAUCGCUUGGAAAAGUCUAUUCAAAUUGCCGAGUCCAAGAACCAGAAGGCCCUGGGAGAGCAUUACGCGUUGCUGCGCAAGCUUCAGCAGAAUCUCUCAGGUAAGGUAGACCCCCAACAUGUCUGCUUAAAACACCCACUUAUCAGGUGCAUAGAUAGCCACGAGUUUAACGUUGACGCGGUCUUCAAUGCACGCCUUUACUUCCGGGACAUGCAAGCUGGCCAGCUCAUGGGACUCCUCGAACAGAAUAGCAAAAUUGACCACGUACAAGCGUUAGAGCAGGUGUCGCUGGCGCGACACUUCUCAUCGAAACAGCUCACGGCAGAGAAUACCCCAUUCUGGCUCGAGGCCAAGUUCAGACGAUGGCAGAAUGCGUCAUCCUCGGCGUCGAUCGUGGUCAAAGGAAGCCACAAGGCUCGACUCGCGCUGCAACGGUUUAGUUCGGAAGCCAUCGAGCUGCUCCGGAAUGCUGGAAUCCCCGUGAUAUGGGCACUGCCUGCGCCAUCCCCACGCACCUCCGGUGGUGUUGUUGGACUCCGCGACAUCCUCAAGAACCUACUCCUGCAGAUCCUGAAGCUUCGCUUACAGGAAGGAAAGCCAAUCCCACCGAUGCUAAAUUCAUCACAAGUCGGAGCGGCGUCGACCGAAGACGAUUGGAUCAACUUGAUCGCCGCCGCACUGGACGGCAUCCCUAGUCUGUUUGCCAUCUUCGAUCUCGCAACACUCAAGACUGUAUGCCAGGCCGGCCACCCUCCGUGUCGCGUGUUCGAUCACUUUGGGGACUUGAUACGCAUCCUCGCCUCUCGGAGGUGCCACAAUGUAAUCAAGACCAUCUUCCUGGGCUAUGGCGCCGAGACUCUCUACCUGGCGCCUUCAUCGAGCUUGCAGAGGGUCGUGAUCGACCUCAAACGCAUGCAGUCUUCCGCGGCACCAAUCAAGCCUCGAGACAGAACACGAAUCCUGGGUGACAGUCGCUCACGCCAAAACCGUUCUUCCAGCACGAGAUAG
Fonsecaea multimorphosa CBS 102226 is the source of this 1704-nucleotide messenger RNA. RefSeq lists its product as uncharacterized. The transcript has 3 exons. Lineage: Eukaryota; Fungi; Ascomycota; Eurotiomycetes; Chaetothyriales; Herpotrichiellaceae. The record is from RefSeq and is a predicted model, not a curated record. Bases 1 to 1704 code for a protein of 567 amino acids.